Lampris incognitus (smalleye Pacific opah) is the source of this 1497-nucleotide messenger RNA. Its product is annotated as potassium voltage-gated channel subfamily A member 2. Gene Ontology annotation, biological process: protein homooligomerization; potassium ion transmembrane transport. Gene Ontology annotation, molecular function: protein binding; delayed rectifier potassium channel activity. The record is from RefSeq and is a predicted model, not a curated record. NCBI's taxonomy places the organism in Eukaryota, Metazoa, Chordata, Actinopteri, Lampriformes, Lampridae. The transcript has a single exon. Gene Ontology annotation, cellular component: dendrite; membrane; voltage-gated potassium channel complex. Bases 1 to 1497 code for a protein of 498 amino acids.
AUGACUGUCGCCACAGGCGACCCCUCGGACGAGGCGGCCGCGCACCCAGGGCACCCGCAGGACUACGACCCCGAGGCGGACCACGAGUGUUGCGAGAGGGUGGUCAUCAACAUCUCAGGGCUUCGCUUUGAAACACAACUCAAGACCCUCUCCCAGUUCCCGGAGACCUUACUGGGGGACCCCAAAAAGAGGAUGCGGUAUUUUGACCCGCUGAGGAACGAGUACUUUUUCGACAGGAACAGACCCAGCUUCGACGCCAUAUUGUACUACUACCAGUCAGGGGGCCGACUAAGGAGGCCGGUCAACGUCACACUUGACAUUUUUUCAGAGGAGAUCCGCUUCUACGAGCUGGGGGAGGAGGCCAUCGAAAUGUUCAGAGAAGAUGAGGGCUUUAUCAAGGAGGAGGAGAGACCGCUCCCCGACAACGAGUUCCAGAGACAGGUCUGGCUGCUGUUUGAAUACCCGGAAAGCUCAGGUCCUGCUAGGAUUAUCGCCAUAAUCUCCGUCAUGGUCAUCCUCAUAUCCAUCGUCAGCUUCUGUUUGGAGACCCUCCCCGUCUUCCGCAACGAUGAGGACGAAAUGCACAAAUCCCACGCGGAGAUCUUCUCACCCGAGACUAACACCACCAUCAUCAGCUACACAUCCACCUACUUCACUGACCCCUUCUUUAUUCUGGAGACAUUGUGCAUUAUAUGGUUCUCAUUUGAGUUCCUAGUGCGCUUUUUCGCUUGCCCUAGCAAAGCAGGCUUUUUUGUAAACAUCAUGAACAUUAUUGAUAUUGUUGCCAUCAUCCCCUAUUUCAUCACUCUUGGCACGGAGCUGGCCGAGAAACCAGAGGAUGGCCAAGCGGGUCAGCAGGCCAUGUCCUUAGCCAUUCUCAGGGUCAUCCGCCUUGUACGAGUCUUUAGGAUUUUCAAGUUGUCACGUCACUCCAAGGGCCUUCAGAUCCUGGGCCAGACCUUGAAGGCCAGUAUGAGGGAGCUCGGUCUCCUCAUUUUCUUCCUCUUCAUCGGAGUCAUCCUCUUCUCCAGCGCCGUCUACUUUGCCGAAGCCGACGAGCCCGUGUCCCAGUUCGAAAGCAUCCCGGACGCCUUCUGGUGGGCCGUGGUGUCCAUGACAACGGUCGGCUAUGGCGAUAUGGUCCCCACCACCAUCGGUGGCAAGAUUGUGGGUUCCCUCUGUGCCAUCGCCGGUGUGCUGACUAUUGCGCUGCCCGUGCCCGUGAUCGUCUCCAACUUCAACUACUUCUACCACCGUGAGACGGAGGGCGAGGAACAGGCCCAGUACCUGCAGGUCAACGUGCCCAAAGCUGACUCGGCGGAGGAGCUGAAGAGGAGCAGGAGUGGAUCUACCAUCAGUAAAUCAGACUAUAUGGAGAUCCAGGAGGUGGUGAACAACAGCAACGAGGACUUUCAGGAGGAGAACCUUAAGACAGCCAACUGCACGCUUGCCAACACAAACUAUGUCAACAUCACCAAAAUGCUCACAGAUGUGUAG